Molecule: messenger RNA, 1923 nt
Organism: Trichoderma gamsii
Lineage: Eukaryota; Fungi; Ascomycota; Sordariomycetes; Hypocreales; Hypocreaceae
Exons: 4
Coding region: 1-1923 (640 amino acids)
Source: RefSeq, a predicted model, not a curated record
AUGUCGUCUAGACGACGGCCACAGGAAAUCAUACUCCCUGAUGGCAAGAAGAUAAUCGUAACGCUGCCAGAGGACCUCGAGGACAUUCGCCGCAAAUAUCCCAGGGACGGCGACAUACAAGUCGAAGUGGUGGUCCACGGCUCUGUAGAGCACAGUCAUUAUCUUCGCCAGUCGCGAGACCAUCAUGAAGAGCGCCGACAAUUGCUACGGAAACAACAUGGGCCUGCCUUUGAAGAAUGGGAAGAUAUCCAGUCGCAACUUUCCUCGGUGACUGCAGAGCUAGAGCGUCUGGAGAACCAAGCAUCGGGACUCUAUGGUAACUUUAGUAAAUUUGGUUACGAUGCUGCUAUACGGACAUACAGCGACGAGGAUCCUCCUACCGCUUCUUCACACGCGUCUAUAUCAGAGAAAGUCGGCGAGCAGCGAAAUCAAGACGGCGACCGUCAUGGGGAGACAACCAAGCUAUUCAAGCGGCCUGUGAUUAGGCAAUGGUUUCAUCAGGGUCUGCUAUGGAGAGCAUCUGAGCAGACGGAAGUCAUGGCCAUCGAGCUCUUUCUCGAUCUUGUUUACGUGGGCAUCAUCCAUUCCAAUGGCGAGCACAUGGCGGAAGAAGCGACUGCAUACGAACUAUUACGCUUCGUGAUUACAUUCAUAAUGGCGUGGAAGAUAUGGACGGACAUUACUCUCACGCUGAGUUGGUUUGAGACAGACGACGUUGUCACUAGAUUGGAGAUUUUGUUCUGCAUCUCGUGCCUCAUUGGCUUUACUACCAACACGACCAAUAUCUUUAUUGAUGACCCAGCACAUAAUACCUACGCACAGCUUGUGUCAUUCUAUCUCGCUGCGCGGAUCUUUACUGCAAUAUUUUACGGUAUAGCGGCUUAUCUCCUUCCCAUGAUCAAAGGUGUCAUGAUUUCCCAGAUAGUCUCUAUUAUUCUCCCUACCGCUCUGUGGAUCGCCAGCAUUCAUGUCGACAUGCCCGGUCGCUUGGGAUUCAUCAUACCAGCCCUGUUUCUCGACUUGUAUGGACACAUAGGUUUCUUUACAUUGUUACGAUACAAACAAAAUCAUGCCCCAGAGAGCAAAUGGAAAACACGGUUCGACCGCAUGUUUGAGUUUUAUCCUGCCAUCAGUAUCGAGCACAGGGUCGAAAGAAUGAAUGCUUUUGUCUCUCUGGUUUUUGGAUAUUCCGUUGUCGCCAUUCUCUUCCAAAACCAGGGUGGCUACGAUAUCAAUGCGUUUUUGGGAAAGGCUAUUCUGGGUCUAAUGCAAGCAUUUACUUUCAACUGGGUUUACUUUGAUAUCGACGGCCGCAACAUCAGUCUACAUGCAAUUCGACGCUCUCCAAUCUCUGCUGGUCUUUGGGGAUUUGCUCAUCUACCUUUUGUGAUGGGCUACAUUGUCGCCACAUCAGCUCUAUCGAGGCUGGUCCUCGCGACUGACAUCCCAGGCACCGAUUUGGAUCAACUUGCUGAACCUUACAGGGACAGCGCCGAGGAUCAUUUCAACUCAGGCGUCCGCUUCUUCUACUGCCAUGGUCUCGCCAUUGCCCUUCUUUGCAUGGCAGCCAUAUCCUUCUCACACGAACACAAGAAGCAACCCACGCUUCGAUUGAAUAAAAAUGUCAGGCUCGCAAAUCGUAUUGCAGUUUGCAUCAUCAUGUUCUUCCUACCGUUGGCGACUUCACUCCAGUCCCUCAGUCUCAUUUCCAUCACACUAAGCCUGACAGUAUGGGUCUUGGUUGUCGAGCUGUGGGGGAAGUCAUGCACAGACGACCCCUUUAUUGGGGAAAAGGAUGGCUGCUGUAUAACGUAUUGUGCGAGAUGCAAGAAGAAUGAUGUCGAGGAAAUGAUUGCUUCUGAUGAAACACUUCUACGAGGGGAGCUGUUAGAAUUAGACAGAGCAGAGAAGACGGCAAUGUGA